This is a messenger RNA of Staurois parvus, 339 nucleotides long. Lineage: Eukaryota; Metazoa; Chordata; Amphibia; Anura; Ranidae. The record is from the annotation of a GenBank genome assembly.
CACUGAUUGGCAGCAGUGAUAGGUGGCACUGAUUGGCAGCAGUGAUAGGUGGCACUGAUUGGCACUGAUGGGUGACACUGAAAGGCAGCUCAGAUGGGCACUGAUAUGUGGCAUUGAUGUGAACUGGUAGGCACUGAUAUGUGGCAUUGAUGUGGCACUGUUCAGCACUGGCAGCUGGCACUGAUGGACACUGACAGGUGGCACUUCUGGGGCCACUCUGAUCAUCAGGGCACACUGAUCAUCAGUGCCCUGAUGAUCACUGUCAUUGUGACAGCUCGUGAGGAGAGAAAUGCCGAUAACCGGCAUUUCCCUGUUUACAUGUGAUCAGCUGUGAUUGGA